UGUAAUGGUGAAAUUUUUUUGUUUCUUUGAGUAUUUUGCAAUCUAGAAAUUGCAAAUAUUAGAAAUUUGUGAAAUCAAGUGGACGAUAUUAUAAACAUAUUUUAGUUGGUCUAUUUUUUACACGAGAAACAUAAUCCAGCUUGGAAAUUUCACUCUAGAUCUAUAGAAUUAAUUACCAAAAACACAAAGUUGGCAGUUUUUAAUUAUUAUUAACCAAUAUUAUUUAAAUACAUCAGAAAAACAAAUUGUAAGUGAGAGGAAAAGAAUUAGAAAAAUAUUGGUCUAUUAUACCUUAUUGACAAUGUGAAUCGAAACAGCCAUUCUUUAUAAGUUCUUAGUCAUGCGUCUUGAUAAAGUGUUUUUAACUUUAUAGCAAGGUCAAAAGUUCAAAAACGUAUUUUUAAGGGUGUAUACGAAAAAUGGGCCUGAGAUAUCGUUAGAGAUCUCCUAUGGACCCUCAAUUUUAAAUUACAUAUCUUUACAAUUAAGAUUGUUUUGAGAAUACUAAAAACAUCCUUUUUAGGUACUUUUAAAAUGAAAUAUCUUCAUCGGAGAAUGCAAUUUAACAUUUACGGGGUAAUUUGAUUAGAACCUAACUUUCUGAGAUUUUUUUCACUGUUUUAAAUGGGCUAAAAGAAAAAAAAUAUCGGGAAGAAGUAUUCUUCUUGAGUGUAGUGUUUGUACUUCUUAGUUGUAUUUUUUUUCUCUCUGCUUGUAAAGCGUACGACCUAUUCGACACAUGUCAACCCAGUCGACCGACGCGACGGCUAAAUCAAUUAAUCUAAAUCCUGUAUUCCUUUGACACGCUCAAUCCCUACUAUCCGUAUACGCAUGCUGAACGCUGUUAUACGGUCCCCUUGUUGUUCAUGGCAAUAAAAACCGGUACUUCAGUACACCAAUUACACCUUAGGCAUGGACAGUCACUCCGAGUAAGUUGUAAUAAGGGUGACAUCUUCAGUUUCCUAUUUUUCCUUAAGUUCUUGUAAUAAUAUUAAGGUGAGACUCAUCUGGGCUUUACAAUCUAAAACAUUGAAAAAAAAUCUUAAAAUUUUAAUCUAAGGUUCAAUUGCAAAUUACGCUAUUUGCGGCAUAACUUAUGGCCUGUCCGUAGUUAUGGCCUCCUCGCAGAAAUCUUUAAUUUUUGUCACAAAAUUAUUUCAAAGAACCCCAAAAUUAAAAAUAUUUGAUUUGCCAAGAUAUAACAGCAAGUAAUAUUAAUUUUCUGGUUCUUCGAGAUUACAUUGUGACAAAAAUUUAAUAUUUCUGCGAAGAGGCCAUAAGUAUAGACAUGGAUAGAUCAUAAGUAAUUCCGCAACCCUAUACACUAAAGAUGUAGUCUCGGAAUUGAGACUACUACUCUCAAAAUUACCUAUUCCAAUUCUGAAAUCUACUGAUUCUUAUUUCUUGGUCAUCUUUUUCCUUACACAAAAUUUAAAGAAAAAGUUUGAAAUUUUUUAUUUCAACUUAGCUUGUAUCUUAAGAUACUUAGAAAUGAAGAUUUGGAUCUGAAAAUAUAAAAGUCGCUUAAAUGAAUUCAUUUUAAUUGGUGAAUUUAUUUAUCAAAAUAUUUUCAAUUGUUUGAGGUUAGGUAUAACAUAACCUCAUAUUUAAAUAAUUCCCUAAAAUUUCUAAAAUUAGAAAAAUGAUAAACAUCUGAAUUUUCCAAAGCCUGUACUGUAGUGUUAAUGUGUAGCUUUAUCAGAGCAAUGGUUUUUUUCUCAAAUUCUUGGGCAAAUAAAAAACAUUCCACAAAUCUACGUGAUCUAUUUGGAUUCUAAAUAACAGGUAAACAAUUUUUUCCUUAUUGUCGGUAAAUGGUUAAGAUUUAAUUGAAGUGUGAUGGUUAAAAAAAAUGAGACUAUAUAAUUGAUAACGUGACCUGAUGGUCAUUUGAGCAAAAAAAAAAAAAGAUUACCAACUCCAGUUCACUCUUUGGUUGUGAUACAGUAUAAAAUGAAAAUUAAAUAAAAGUUCACUUUACCUUGAAAGUUAAUUUUUGAGCUUAUGCCUCUUGCUCGAAAACUUUAUAUUAUAUGGUUGUAUACAUAAUUUUAUUUAACAGACACAGGAAUCACACGUACUAUAGGGUAACAACACUUGUCAAGGUAUUUUUUUUUAUAAGCGGAUUUUUGUGAUACACCCCGAAAAUUUAAAUUGUCAUUCUGGUGAAUUAAAAAAAAAGAAUAGGAAAGAAUUGUAUGAGAGAUGUAUGUUGUAUGUUUUAAUGGGUGUAUAUGUAUGUGGAACUAUAUAGAGUUCCACAUUUCAUUCGGGUUGAAAUUUUCGUAUGGAAAUUCAACUACAGGUAUUUUACUUCUUAAGAGUGUCUGCGUGAUAACGUGACGUGUGGGGACUUUUUAGCUGGAGUUUCUGCUUAAUGCCCACUAACUCCAACAAACGAACCGUGUCAUGAAGCGAAACUUUGCUUUCAGCAAUCGCACAGCAUGAGUCAGACGCCGAUGGUCGAUCGCGAUGAACGUAUUUUGCGCUAUGAUUUCGAUAUUGUAAGAGAGGUUUCAAUUCUGAUCCACGGAGUGUUUUGUUGUGUACUUGUGAAUAUAGAAAGGUGUGUAAAUAAUAAGCAACUAAAAUCAGAUAAUUACCUUCAGUUGAAGGAAAAAAAAGGGGCAGUUGAAUAAUAAGUUACAUAUUUAUGCUGUUUAUGUUUUGUGCAUAAAUUGUUUUUUGGGGUUUUUUGAGUGUUGAAGAGAUUCAUCUCAGCAUUGAGGAUUAAAUACUUCAUGGCAAGGCAUAAGAUAUUGAAAGAAAAGUUUUAAUGUGAAAUUUUUUUUUGAGAAAUUGUGAAAUUACAAUUUGAAAAAAAAGAAGUAGAUAGAAAAAAGAGUGAAAUUAUACUUCUGUUCGUGUGUGUUAAAAAAAAGAAGUGCUUUGAAAGCAUAGCCAAAAAAAGACUUACCACUCACGCAAAAUUAUUUACUUGAACCUUUUUCAGCAUUAUAAGAUGCUUAAAUAAAAGAUAAAUAAAUUUAUGCAUUUAAAGUGUGCUACAAGAGCUUCAUUUGGAUGUAACGAAAAAAAAAGAAAAAGAAAAAAUAAUCCAUCGUGAAGACCAAUAAUACCUACCUUUCCCAUGUUAUAUGCAAAAGAAGAAAGAGAUAUGCGCGUUUACAAGUUAGAAAAUUAUAUAUUAUUCAUUUUUGGAUAUGUGGAAAAAUUAUUUUAAGAAUUUUUAAUAUAAAUUUCUUUUAUUUUUCUUGUCUAUAAAUUAGUUAUUAAUUUAUAAAAAUGCAGAUUUAAUUAAUAAGCAAUAAUAAAACACCAAUUCAUCCAUAUCUAAAGAAAAUGUUCAAAAUUGAAAAUUCAGUUCCAAUGAAUGAUUUGGUUAAUUUCUUUAAUAACUCAACCAUAUGCUCAAGUCUCCCCCCACACAAGUCUAAACCAUUUUACACUAUGUAUAAUUUCCACCACUCUUUAUGAUUUGCUAUAUAAUUCGUUGGUUUUUUUUAUUUCAUUUAAAUGUAUCCACAUAAUAAAAGAAGAGAGAUAGACAAAUCUCAUAUGAUACCACUUAUGUUUACACACUGUUGGCUUCCGUAUGUAUUCGAACAUAGAAGAGAAAGAAUAUGUAUAUGUUGUAAAGACUGUUACUCUUUCAAGCAUAUUUAUUAUGUGUUUAGAAUAUAACGUUUAAACGAGAUAUCGCAAUGGGUUAUAACUUCAUUUGAAAGAAAAAAAAAAGAAAUAUAUUCUGUAUGCAUUUAUACUUUAAACAGUAAUACUGAAACACUUGAUAAGUUUUGCAAUUAAAGAAAUUUUUAAUGAUUAAUUUUCAAGAACAUCUCUCAUGCGGGUACUACCGGAAAAUUAAAAUGGUGUCAGAUAGAUAUGAAGUCUCGUCUUGUUCUGACUUACGUAUAGCUCACCACACCCUGCACACCUUUAAAAAAAUUAUAUUUUAAAAAUUUAUUGUGAAGUAAAUUUUGUGAAAAAAAUAAUACAGGAAUUUUCAUACUUCAACCAACUAAGAAAAUUACUCCAAAUACAAUUUUCAGUGAAAAUGUGGAAUAUGUUAACUUAAAAUUAAAAAGUGUUCUUAAACAAGAAUUUAAAAAAAAAAUAAUAAAAUGAGUGAUAUGGCUUGAAUUCACUGAAUUUUAAAUAGUUCAAUGGAAAAUUGAAUUGUUGCAGAAGAUUAAGUGUAUCCAAGGAUUUCGAUCAAUCUUCACCUAUUAACUAACAUCACAUUCAUACGGGAGAACUGUGCACGUUAGGAGCAAGAGUAAGCCAGAUGGAGUGUAUGCCAUUGAGAUCACCUCCAGGACCUUACCAUUAUCACGUCACAGAUCAAACAAAGUCAUUGCAGGAAUUACAGAAUGAAGUCGGAGCUUUACUGGAAUUUCGUGAUUUGGUUAUUGAAACCUUUCCUGAUCUCAAAAAUAAAAUGGCAUCAUCGUCAGCAUCUAGUACAAUUACAGGCCUGCCAUCGUCUUCAUUGGCGUCAAGAAGAUCAGAGUGGGAACCGGGGAUACGGGUUAGGCGAAAAUUGACACCUAAAGAAAAUGCCGAAAUAUCCUCGUCGUCUCUGAUAAGGAGCAGGAGUAAUUCACACAGCGGGAAGAAGGAACCAAAGAGUGGUGAGGGAAAUGGAAGUGUUGUGCAGGAUUCGGGAUUCUCCACGGAGACGAGUUCGUCGAAAGAAACACAUAGUGCUUCAUCGACAAAUGGUGCUAUGCAGGGAGUUAAUGUAUCAAAUACAUCACAACGCAUGACUAUAGACAGCGACAAUGAAUUGUGGAAUUUAUUGGAUGUCUUACACCGAAAGAGUAAUCGACUUCGUGAUGAAGUUGAGCAUCUUCAGCAAUUAGAGAAGGAACGAUGCAAAACAUCAAGUAUUCCUCACAGCUUCCAAAAGCAGCUGGAUCGGGUGGGAAAGGAGGAUGUGCAGCUGUUGAGGAAGGAACGGGAUCGACUGUUGGACAAAUUGGCGGAAAUGGAGGCGGAAAAUCUAUCGGGACGCAUAAAGUCGACAAAUAUGGAAGAUCAGAUAAAUGCACUGAAUUUGGCUAAGCAAGAAUUGGAGGAACAACUGAAGGUGGCAUUGAGUCAAAAAGUUGAACUCAAUUCACGAAUCAAAGACCUCCAUCAGCAAUUUGAGGCUUCAAAACAGUCUCGUACUAAUUUACAUAGUGCCCGCAAAUUUUCUACUUCAGAUACUUUUAGUAGUGGAAGCAGUAGCACACACCAAGGUGCCUCAUCUUCUGGUAAUGUUGCAUCGACGACAAAAAUCACAAGGAAUGAUGGUGGGAUUCUUGGACGGCUGGACGGACUAGUCAGUACACCCAAUAGACUGAAUAAAGUGAGAUUAGCGGAUUCGAAGAAGAUCGAGGCGAUUUUGCUGGAGAAUAAUGUUGUUGAACUGCAGCGACACUUACUAACUCUCACCGUUCAGAAUCAGGUAUUGCAACAGAAAUUAGAUCAUGCAACACGAUCGAAAAUCCAUCUGAUAAAGCGCCUUGAUAAGGCGAAAGAGGAUAUUGAUGAUCUGAAAUUUCAGUUGGAAGAGAAAAAUAUUGAAUUUGAGGGUACAAGAGCACAGCUCAGGGUACUUGAGUCAAAAUCAACUUCCAGGCACGAUCACAGUCCUGAGGGGAGAUUGGCAUUUAAGUUGUCUCCCACGAGGGACUCCCUGAUCCGUCAAUCGCAGAUCUCGACGCCCAGCAUGAAGGCCAUGGUGCCGCUGGCGAUGGAUGAGAUUGGGCAGCACAGUAGUAGUACGGAAUCGGCUCAGGAUCAGUCUGAGCAGACACGUGCCUUGCCAGAGACGCCAAAGAAACGUCCCAGUCGGAUUCCGUUGGCGGGAACGAAGGGGAAUCCGGCACCGAAACCGCCAACGGGAAGGGUCAAUGGGAAAUUGAGUCCGUCUGGUCCACCGUCCAAUCGGAGUUUGAAUAAGAGUACAAGUAGUCUGAUGGGACGAUCGGGACCACCGAGUUCGGUGAAGAAGGAUAGCAAUAGUUCAUCACCUAGUCUCCAGCGACCGGAUUCGGCACAGAGUUGGCGAAAAGAUACGUCAUUGGGUGGAAAUAAUAGGAGUUCAUCAAUUCCCAUUUCGGCCAAAUCGAGUCCGUCCCCGCCCAAACCGAUGCAUUCGCCAUUGCCCAGGGCAAAGAGAGAUACAUCGGCAGCCAAGAUGCGCAAUCUGGAUUCACUGAAUGCCACAAAGGCGCCCUCGGGUGUCAGUCCGUCAUCGCCCACGAGUCCAAGUCCAGCCAUUGGCUCGCAGCAGCAGCAGCAAGUGUUCAAGGCAAAGAGAGAUAUUAACUCCAGCAGCUACAUUUCACCUCAGAAUCGAGCAAAACCAUCUUCAGUUCCAGUUCGGCGGAUCAGCAGCAGCAGUAGUGCAAGAAAUGGUGACACACAAGAUUAUGAGAAUGGAAAGCUCAUGUUGAGCAAGAGUACGGAGAAUGUGGCGGAAAAGGUUGCAAGUGAGAAUGAGGGUGAUGUUAGAGGUUCUCGUGACCUUAUCCGUGAAUAUUUGAUGAGGACAAGAAUCCAUCAGCCACCAGCGAUAUUUCAGACACCCUUUGAGACAUACACAAAUCCAAUGCCAAUGGACUUGGUUUAUCGAUAUCCAGGCAUGGAUACCGAUAGCAGUGUGUACAGGGAGAAGAAUCGCGAUAUGGAGAUUAAGUACUACGAUGACAAUUACUCAAUCGAUCUGCUGAACUCUCAGAGUAAGUCUGAGGAUGAAAGCAGUGCCAAUAAGUCGGUUAUUUCGGCAUUUGCUGCCCAGGAUGAUCAACCAGUCAAGAGUACGAGGAUUGAAGGAUCCUGUCGACUCAUCGGCAAAGUCAAUCCGAACAUCCUCAAGACAUGGGAGCAGCUAAGGGGUGGCAAUACAACGGAUGGCGAGAAAGUUCAGAGGGUCUUGUACGAGACACAAAUUAAGCAAUCCUCCAGCAUCUUCUACGACAGCAUCGACAAUAGCAUCGGAACUGUCGUGUCCGAUGCUGAGGAAGCUGUCCUGGCAGCUGGAGAAGUCAUGGCUGAAUGUGACUCUAUGCUGGACAAGAAACACUCAAAUUGCUGGUCCAUUGAGAGUGAGAACAAAUAUAUCAUUAACUAAAAAAUGGGAAGAACGAAGAAACUUCUGCAAACCAUUCCACAAUUAUUGGUUUGUUGCAGGAAUAAUGUCGCAAAUUUUCCUUUAUGAAAAAAAUUGCUAUAGUGAAGGUUCUUCUUGACAGAUUAAGACAAAUUUGGGAUUGCUGGAAUCGUUAGACAUUUGUGUUUCAGAUUUUUUUUUGUAUAUUACGGCUCGUAGGACCAAAAAUGGUAUUUCUAGAAUCUAUUGAUUCGCAAGAAAAACUUAGCGUGCUUCACGCAAGGCAAUCUGCUACAGACUGGAUGUCAUUCCAGAAAUUCUCCAUUGCGAACAAGCUGCCAUCUAGCAGGAAAUUUAUUUGACGUUUCUUUGCACAGGGAAGCUCUUCCAGAAGGCUUCUUUUGUGAAUUUUAUAUCGGGAAAUAAUUGAUUCUUUGGUUAUUUUGCAAUUUUUUAAUUUGUUUCGGUUACAUUCGAAUGCAUUGAUAAGAUUUAACAACAAAAUACUUGUUAAAAACUGUUUAUAAGUCCAAGAAUCCUCUCGUUCUGUAAUAACCUUCCCGAUUUGAGAUCUCUCUCCGAUUGAGGUUAUUCCUUUACCGAUUUGAAGGUGUAUCAGAGAGAACUUACAUAAAAACCCAUUGGAAGUUCUAACGUUUAAACUGACGAGUUACACAAUAGUGAGAAAGUUCGUAAAAAAGACAUUUAUCCAAGGGGAAGAUAUUAGGAUGAAAAUGUGUACACCACUUCCAGACACUUCCACAAUUUGUAUGGAGGAACCCUUUACACUUCCAGCAUUUUGAAAGACUCCCAAAAAUGCUGCAAUACUUCCAGCACUUCUUGCACUUCAUGCAC
Molecule: messenger RNA, 7921 nt
Organism: Phlebotomus papatasi
Lineage: Eukaryota; Metazoa; Arthropoda; Insecta; Diptera; Psychodidae
Gene: jvl
Exons: 7
Coding region: 4250-7087 (945 amino acids)
Source: RefSeq, a predicted model, not a curated record